Molecule: messenger RNA, 2571 nt
Organism: Myotis lucifugus (little brown bat)
Lineage: Eukaryota; Metazoa; Chordata; Mammalia; Chiroptera; Vespertilionidae
Product: zinc finger protein OZF-like
Exons: 3
Coding region: 205-1818 (537 amino acids)
Biological process (GO): negative regulation of transcription by RNA polymerase II
Molecular function (GO): DNA-binding transcription repressor activity, RNA polymerase II-specific
Source: RefSeq, a predicted model, not a curated record
AAUGUUCAUGAGGAACAUAAAAUCUUUUAUAUUUUCCUGUUAGGGUAUGAGAUAUUUCAGAGACCAGUUCAUGACCAUCUGGAACUCUGAGGAAUAGUUCAAGAUGAAGACUACUUAAAAAAAUAGUAAAGAGUAUGGACCAGGGAGGCGUUGUGAUUCACCUUCUCUUUUUUAUGGAGGUAGAAGAGUAAUUCAAAGAAGGAUAUGGACUUUGAGGACGUGGCCAUUGCCUUCUCUCAGGAGGAGUGGAGGCUCCUGGAUGAGGCUCAGAGACUUCUGUACUGCGAUGUGAUGCUGGAAGUGUUUGCUCUGGUCUCAUCUGCAGGUUGUUGGCAUAAAACGGUUGAUGAGGAGACCUGUUCUGGGCAGAGUGUAUCUGUACAUGGAGAGUCACAGGUCAGGGCUCCUAAGACAGAGCCAGCAACCCAGAGGACCCAUCUGUGUGAGCGCUGUUUCUCCAUGAUCAAAGACAUUCUGCACCUGACUGAGUCACAAGCAGCAGACUUUGAGCAGAAAGCCUUCUUCAGUGAUGCAUGUGGCAGAGACUUCUGUUUCAGUGCAAACCCUCGCCAGCAACAGAGGGAAGCCAGUGGAGAGAAGCCCUGGAAAGAAGCUGUGGACAGGGCCUCGUUUGUGACCAGGUGCAGCUUUUACUUACCUUGGGUGCCUUUAAGCAUUAGGGAGGCUGAGGAAGACUUCCCAGCCACGUCAGAGCUUCUCCAGCACCAGGCCCGUCUCGACACUGAGGAGCCACACAGUGGCAGUGAGAUUUCACAGGAAUAUCUUGUUGGAAAAAGUCUUCAGCACACUUGUAACUGUGAAAUAUUUGGCAGCAACAACCAGAGAGUUGUUCUCCAUCAGGGUGCCUGCGCUGAAGAAAUGAAAUAUGAGUGUGACAGACGUGGAAAUGUUUUUAAACAAAACAUUCACCUCAUUCAACAUAGAAUAAUUCACACUGGAGAAAAGCCCUAUGAGUGUGCUGAUUGUGGGAAGUCCUUUGGACAAAGGUCCAAUUUCAUUUCACACCACAGAGUUCACACUGGAGAAAAACCUUAUGAGUGUACUGAUUGUGGGAAAUCUUUUAGGAGAAAUAAUAACCUCCUUAACCACAAGAGAGUUCACACUGGAGAAAAGCCCUAUGAAUGUGCUGAUUGCGGGAAAUCUUUUACAAGAAAUAAUAACCUCCGAAACCACAAGACAGUUCACACUGGAGAAAAACCCUAUGAGUGUACUGAUUGUGGGAAAUCUUUUAGGAGAAAUAAUAACCUCCUAAACCACAAGACAGUUCACACUGGAGAAAAACCCUAUGAGUGUACUGAUUGUGGAAAAUCUUUUAGGAAUAGUAGUACACUCCUUAACCACAAGACGGUUCACACUGAAGAAAAGCCAUAUGAGUGUAUUGAUUGUGGGAAGUUCUUCAAGAGAAGCUUACACCUCUCUGAACACAAGAGAAUUCACACUGGUGAAAAACCUUUUGAAUGUAGUGAUUGUGGGAAGUUCUUCAGACUAAAGGGGCACCUCAUUAAACACCACAGAAUUCAUACCGGAGAGAAGCCGUAUGAGUGUAGUGAGUGUGGAAAGUCCUUUAGACAAAGACGUUCGCUCAUGGACCACUACAGAAGUCACACUGGGGAAAAGCCGUAUGAGUGUAAUGAGUGUGGAAAGUGCUUUAGACAGAGACGUUCGCUCAUGGACCACCACAGAAGUCACACGGGAGAAAGGCCUCAUGAGUGUAGUAAAUGUGGGAAAUGUUUUAGCAGCAAACCGAGCCUUGUCAGACAUCUGAGAGUGCACAUUGGGGAAAACCCUUUCAUGUGAAGGGGAUGUUUUAUCUUCCUCACUCUACAACACUGCAGGAGACUUAAAUCCGUUUACCUGAAUAUGAACGCCCUUUAUCUGAACAUACACUGUGCGAAAUUGCUCAUACGUUUGAGGUACAAGUGAGUCCUGAAGGACCUGCACAGCACUUGCUAACUUGCCGAGGACUCCUACCUCAUUGAUGUCACUGGGAGUAUUUGUGGCUGAAGUGACCUCCUCUCCCACCUGGCUCACCUGAACAGUGUGCACCAGUCACCACCCCUGGUGCUCAGGGGAAAUGUAUUCUGUGUUCUCCCUUGUGCUUAAGUGAAUUAUGAAUACUCUGAGCUCUUGGCAGGAUCCUCAUUCCUUACACUCUGACCAGGAAAUGCACCUGACCCAGGGUUCGUCCAGAGGCCCCUCCUCAGCUAAGAAGAGCUACCUCUUUCAGGGACAUCAUGGUUCUCACCUUCAGCGGUGAUAAAUUGUUAUAAACUGAUUGCGCUACAUGCUCUGGUAAAUGGUGUUUUUGUGAUUGUGAUUUUGCUUUUGUACCUUUAAUUUUGUUGGUUCUGGUCACUGUCUGGAUUGAUUUGAAAGUACAAUUGUGAUCUGUCAGCAUGUACAGGUAACAGAUAUUGUGGGGAUCUCAAACUCUCUGUGCUUCAGACAGGAUAGCCUGAUGACAGAAAAGCCUUCUCUGUCCAAUCUUCUUUGCAUUACUGCCCAAGGCCUUGAAAUAAAGACCGCAUGACUUUGUGGUUGUAUUUUGCA